This is a messenger RNA of Vigna umbellata (rice bean), 599 nucleotides long. NCBI's taxonomy places the organism in Eukaryota, Viridiplantae, Streptophyta, Magnoliopsida, Fabales, Fabaceae. The record is from RefSeq and is a predicted model, not a curated record.
AAGCUGAAACAUUCUUCACGAACAUAUUAGCACUCUGUCAUGUGAAAAUGCUGACAAUUGAUACUUGUGUGUAUUUUCAGAGAAGUACUUUUUCUGGAAUGGGAACGACCUUACAGCAAGACGAAACGUCUUUUCCAAACUCCUCAUAUCACGAUGCCUAUUUUAGAAAUGAAUCUAACAUUGAGCAUAUUUCAUAUGAAACUACUCAGCAAGAGGAAUUCCUGAAUUCUAUUUUUGUUCAUGACGAUUAUAUUAACAAUGAACAAAAUAUAAAUACCUUCUACAAUACUUUCACCCAAUCGGAGUCAUUGAGAAAGGUAUACCGUGAAAGUAGUGAUACGGAUGCAGAGGCCGUCUCCGAACAGGGUGAUAAUAUUAUGAAUAUUUCAACAGUGUUUAAUAGAUAUCUUAACUUAGAUGAAUACCAUUCAUCAAAAGGGUUUGAUUCUGAAUUAUCAGACGUGGAUAUCAAGGAAGGUGUAGGUAUGCCAUCUUCCGUCCAUGAAACAAACCAAGAGAAAAAGAAGAAGAAAAAGAAGAGCAUAUUUUCUUUGUUCUAAUCAUCACAGAGGAAGGUUUCAAACAAUGCAGUAUUCCAU